Molecule: messenger RNA, 3231 nt
Organism: Penicillium brasilianum
Lineage: Eukaryota; Fungi; Ascomycota; Eurotiomycetes; Eurotiales; Aspergillaceae
Source: the annotation of a GenBank genome assembly
AUGGAUGAGUGGAUGGUGAAUCAAUUCAACGGCGAAAAUGGACUGAUCUACGUUUUUGAUCCGCGACCCGGCGUCAUUAAUGGGGUAUUGCGAGACGAGAAUACUGCAAGAUUUCGCAAACUCGAAAAUACCGCAAUCAAUAUGGGAGUAGAAUAUCUCUGUGGAUGUACGAUUCUGGUGAUUGUAUCCUCACGGGCAGUCUACUUUGCGCAUUUUUUCGAGAGUCUCUCUUGGAAUCCUGAUAGGGACAUCCUACUAGAACGCGGAAACCCCAGCAUUGACAGAAAUUUUAGGCUCUCGGUCCUUGACUUCUUAACCACCGGCAGAGACUGGCCCGAGGGUCUUGUCAAUGAAAAUGUGAGGCUAGCUGGGAAGAUAGACUCCUUUACGACAGAAUUCAACACUCGGGCAUUUAUCCUCACUCCGCAAAACCAGAGGGAUCCGGCAGAGGCCGCUGGUGCUGCUACGAGUGGGAGAGAUGUAUAUAUCGAUGGGCUCCUUUACAAGCCCUUGGUCGAUCAGCUCAUUGCGGAAGUCGAGAGGAUCCUGCGGGUCUCAGUGAAUACUUUCACGUACCAAGCCUUGGACGGUACAAACAGAGCACUUGAUGUGACGGGCAGGGGAAAGGCCUUGUUCCAAUAUGAUCCAGCAGCGCGUCCGGGUCGGAAAGGUGUAAGGCUCAUCUUCCAGGGAAGGACCAUCCGAGUUACAGAGCCACGCCGGGCGAUUUUUCCGAAUGGCGUUGUUUACGAGGAUUACUGGAAUCCUAAUGAGAAUAGACUGUUAUCCGAACCUGAGUCACAGGAUUCAAAUCCUGAUCAACAAGCCUCAGCGUCGAGCUGCGGGGGUCAGAUCUAUGAGCUCGGUGACUAUUCGUGUUACGGUGAUACCCUGUGUCCAGUGUUGGAUGGCGUGGCAACUCUGCUUUGCGGGACACAAUGCUAUUUGGAAUCACUUUACACGUGCUACGACUCUGUGCUGUGCCCAGUGCUUGGUGGCGUCCCUACCUUGCGUUGUGGGGGGGACUGUUAUCUUCCGUCGCAGUACAAAUGUGAAUCUUCGCAUCUCAUACAGCUACUACUUCCCGAUGAAGACCCAAAGCAGUCUGCAAGCCAUACCUGGGCAACUAGUCCAACUCCAACCUCAACGGGAGCUCAAGGUAUCGAAGUGGUCUUCAAUGGAACCAUCUACACUAUUGUCAGUCAACCCACCACACUCACCAACGACGGAACAAUUUUAGUCCUUGGGCCGGGAGGCUUCACAAUUGGAUCGACUACCAUUCCCUUCCCAACAGGAACAGAGGGGCCUACAGCUAUCACCACUGACGGUGUCACAUUUACCGUCUGGCCUCCUGGGCAUCACGCAUCCUCCUCGUCCUCGCCAUCCUCUACCUCUGUCGAACCUUCAACAACUCUAGCACCAGGCCCAACUCCCACUAAUGAAACACCCACCCCAACUGCAACCCAAACCUUUAGUCAAGCAUCUUCAAGUACAGUAAUCACAAUCACUGCCAAUGACGGUUCCAGUACGACCGAAGUCACUUUCACUGCUUCUACGCUUACCCCAUUUACAACUUUCACGGGAACAUCCACGAUCACCACUGCUAUCGAUGCCAUAUCAACGAUAGUGGUAGUCGGCCCAGGAGGUGUCGCAUGGAUUCCUACGCACCCCAGUACGGCCGCCUCGGGCUUCCCUCCGUUGCCUUUCCCUUCACAGCCCCCAACCCCGGGGGCCACGGGCACAGCAAUCAUUCCGCCCGCGACUUCGGGCCUUACUUCGUCUGUUUCCACGAGCACCUACAAUCCAUUUCCUUCUUCGCGAUUCACAAUACCCCCGCUAAUCACAACCACGAUCACCGAGGAUGGGUCGGGUGGCCCGACUACCUCGACCAUCACUGGGACAACUGACACAAAUGGCUUUGUGAGACCUAUUACUAUCAUGUCGACCCCAGCUGCUAUAGCAUCGGCAAAAUCAUUGUCCUCUCGCCUCAUGAGUGCUUCAGGCGUCAUAGCGGUGUUCUCCUCGAGCCCGGAAAAUCCUGCUAGCGCAAGUUCGGCUGUGGCUGCCAUUGAGACCGCGAAAGCUGGUGGGAACGACUUUGGAAUUGGUCUGGGUAUUUCUCUGCCAGGCCUGUGUCUGUUGUUUUGUGGCUCAGCGGGCAGUGCUGUCGCAAGGCUGGAGGACCUGCUUAAUGCUAUAACCGGCAUUGUCAGCGGAUCGUCCGCGUCAUCGUCAUUGACGGGGCCACUUGCGGGCCUUGCCAGCAUUGCUAACAACCUUGGGGAAGAAGCCGAAAAUGCAGACCUUAGCGUAACGACCACCACAUCAUCUGAUUGCAUAGGGACCUUUCUCACCAACUGUGAUUUGUUCUGUGUGGUUACAACAAUGCCAGGAGGCACGGCCACCACAAACUUCUGUUAUUCGACGACAUGCAGUGUUGAAACUAACUGUGGAGGCUCGCCUACAACGUUCACAUCAUAUGAUAAUCUCUACUGUCCAAUGACCUACGGUGACGAGACGAUGUCGCUUUAUUCUUAUCCGGGCUACACAUUGGACCCAAUCACAACGGGCGCUGGGGACGACGACUCCUCCACGAGCACGCCUGCAAGUACGGAUAUCACGACAGCUCAGACCACGACGACAGAAUUCACAACAAGUACGGAGACUCCAUCUACGUCGACCGUGACUCCAUCCUCCUCGAGUAUUCAGUCUACUUCGACCACAACCCAGCUAUCAACUACGACCACUGUAUCCAGUACGACAAGCUACACCACCAAAACUAGCUCACCGGUUCCGAGCCCUACCCAGCCCUCCGCAGAAUACGUGUCCAACUGUUAUGCAUUUACAUUUGAGAACCCUUCUGAUACGGAGACAUGCGCUUCCUUCGCAGAAAGAUUUGAGGUUACAGUCCAACAGCUCUUUGACUGGAACUACUCCCUCCAGCCAGCUGAUGGCAGCAAAACAUGCGAUAUGCACACAGCUUGGUCUCGAGGAACACGCAUGUUCUGUAUUGGCGUCAGGGAAAGUUCAACCACAUCCACGACCAGUACCACCGAUGGCCCCGCGCCAACUUUGACAAGAUGCAGCACGUACAAUGAUUGCCCGCGCUGUCCUCAAGGGGAGUGGCGGUGUUGCUUUUCUGGGUGUAAUGGGAUGCUGGUGCCUGGGUCGAACUAUUGCGCCUGCUUCAAGGAUGGGUCAACGCCUGGAGCUACGUGUGGGUGUACAUGA